Molecule: messenger RNA, 2622 nt
Organism: Boleophthalmus pectinirostris (great blue-spotted mudskipper)
Lineage: Eukaryota; Metazoa; Chordata; Actinopteri; Gobiiformes; Gobiidae
Gene: erlin1
Product: ER lipid raft associated 1
Exons: 12
Coding region: 170-1183 (337 amino acids)
Biological process (GO): SREBP signaling pathway
Cellular component (GO): endoplasmic reticulum membrane; endoplasmic reticulum
Molecular function (GO): ubiquitin protein ligase binding; cholesterol binding
Source: RefSeq, a predicted model, not a curated record
AGGAUGGCAUUUAAUAAUUCUCAAUGCAAUCUGUGCUGAAAUGUCCUACUGGCCCUUAACGACACACGGUGGAUCCAGCGAAAGCGAGAGUAGCGGGAGGCGGGGCUACGGACUUUGAAUGGUGAAACAGCGAGGAGGCACUUUCAUAUAAAGUUUGGAGAAAGGGAGGAUGACCAUGCCGCAAGUCGGGGCAGUGUUUGCAGCUAUAGCAGGAAUUAUGGGAAUCCUUUUGCACUCCUCAAUUCACAAGAUAGAAGAAGGACACCUUGCUGUGUAUUACAGGGGUGGGGCAUUACUGACAGGCCCUAAUGGUCCGGGAUAUCACAUAAUGUUACCUUUCAUUACCACAUACAGAUCUGUCCAAACUACACUCCAGACAGACGAGAUCAAGAAUGUGCCUUGUGGAACAAGCGGUGGUGUGAUGAUUUAUUUUGAUCGGAUAGAGGUGGUGAACAUGUUGGUCCCCUCCGCAGUCGUGGACAUUGUGAGAAACUACACUGCAGAUUAUGACAAGACACUGAUUUUCAAUAAAAUCCACCAUGAACUUAACCAGUUCUGUAGUGUACACACACUGCAGGAAGUCUACAUCGAGUUAUUUGACAUCAUUGAUGAAAACCUGAAGACUGCUUUGCAGAAAGACCUAAAUGCAAUGGCCCCUGGGCUCACAAUACAGGCUGUGCGUGUUACUAAACCUAAAAUCCCUGAAUCCAUUCGCCGGAACUUUGAACUCAUGGAAGCUGAGAAGACCCGAUUGUUAAUAACAGUACAGACACAAAAAGUAGUGGAGAAGGAAGCCGAGACUGAAAGAAAAAAGGCCAUAAUUGAGGCCCAGAAGGUGGCUCAGGUCGCAGAGAUCCAAUUUCAACAGAAGAUCAUGGAGAAAGAAACUGAGAAGAGAAUCUCUGAAAUUGAAGAUGCUGCCUUCCUGGCCAGAGAAAAGGCCAGAGCUGAUGCAGAAUAUUACACGGCUGCCAAGUUUGCUGAAGCAAACAUGCUGAAGCUAACCCCAGAGUACUUGGAGUUGAUGAAGUACCAGGCCAUUGCUGCCAACAGUAAGAUCUACUUUGGCCAGGACAUCCCCAACAUGUUUGUGGAGGGAAACAGUAGUCCCCAAAAGUCCCGCCCCUCUGACCAGCCCGGUGUUGAAUCAGACUUACUUAAACAAAAACUGGAUGGUAAUUGAACCCACAGCUGCCUUUGCAUGACUCUUCUGUCCGUGAUGCACUUGGUUGGUCUGAAAUGGAGAUAAGGGUAUUUGACCGCUUUGCAGUUUAUUUGGAGAUGAGGGUGCUCUAGUCUUAAACUAAAUGGUGUACAACCAAAUGAACACCAGAUUUGCAAGGAAUAUACAAAAAAGGAUGUGGCUUACUGUCUUAACAUUUCUGGAGGUAAAACAGAAAUGAGAUUAAGAGUGCUUUAGUCAAAUCAACAGAAUAAUAAUUGCUUAUGCCUGGAAAGGUCGCUAGGUUGGUGUAAUCCGCGUGUGCUUACGAAACAAUGCAAUUUGAAGAUUGCAUUUUCUGAUAGAUAUGAAAGGAUGUAGUGUGAUUUUGCAAAUGUUUGGAACUGGAACCCAAAGGUGACCCUAAUUAUGAUACAAUGGUCUGCGUCUGUGUAAAGGAUGAGGGAAGGCUGCUUCUGUGCCAUCUUUUGACUCUAAAUCAUUAUUUGUUUGUUUUUUAUAUUAGAAAGUGCUUUUGGUGAAUGCCUUUGGUGGACUUACUCAGGACAUUUGACAUGUUUUAUCGUUCAAUAGUUUUUCUCAUUUCAUUUAAAUUUGACUCAUCCCCCACACCCUUUAAAAAACAACAACAACACAGAAAUCAAAUGCCUUGCUUAUCUAUGUAACCCUCUAAUUCUGAAUGAUUUGAGUUGAUUUUCACUCCACUGUAUUCUCAAGUAGAUAUUGUGAUAAUACUGACAGCCAGCACAAUAUUAAAACUAUGUAAGGAUACGCUGCCCCCCUCUGUAAUGGCAAAUGCAAUUCAUAGUCACAGUGCUUAAAUUUAUUAUUUUGGUGAAAGUGUUUUACUUUAUGCUUUCCCCUGCCAUGCUCAGUUAAGAUAAGAAGAUGCCUGCAACUUUUGGUUGCUUGACUUCUUAGUUUAGUUUUUUUUUUUUUUAAAUGAAGAAUGAACUACAAAUUAACUUCAGAAAAACUUUAAAAACUGUCCUCCAAACAACAAAGUACUUUUCAUCAAAGCAGUCCUUAAAAUAUCUUUGAACAGGGAGCAGUAAACUGCAUGGUUUGGGGUGAGUUGUAUUGUUAUAUUAAAAUAGUGUCUUCCUCUUGUUUACAUUUUUCUUACAGUUUUGAUGUCUAUUUCUUUAGUUUUGUGGCAAGACAAGCAGUAGUUAAACUUCCAAGAGUUAUGGCAAUGAACACUAAAUGUGUUUAAAGUUAGUUUACUUGACACUUGAAUGGCAGACAAUUACUGCACUCUCAUUUUAAUAUUGUUGGUGAUGGGAUUCAAUGCAAAUUGUUAUUGAUUUACUUUACUAAUUAUUUUGUCAAUUAUUUGUCGUUUUUGUACAAUCUGUGAAUCUCUUGUUUUAAAAAGAUUUAUAUGCAAAAUGUUUUGACACUGUUCUUAUGUAAAAUAAAAACCUAUUUUGGUAAUA